This is a messenger RNA of Cydia amplana, 1866 nucleotides long. RefSeq names its product glutamine synthetase 2 cytoplasmic (gene Gs2). Bases 99 to 1241 code for a protein of 380 amino acids. The record is from RefSeq and is a predicted model, not a curated record. Gene Ontology annotation, molecular function: glutamine synthetase activity. Gene Ontology annotation, cellular component: cytoplasm. The transcript is spliced from 6 exons. Lineage: Eukaryota; Metazoa; Arthropoda; Insecta; Lepidoptera; Tortricidae.
CUACCUAUUGUCUAGGCUAACUUCGUAUUAUGGCCGUCUAACAUGUGUGUAUAAUUGUUUGUUACAGGUUGUAAUCAGAACAGUUGAACGACAGCAAAAUGGGUGACGGAAAAGUAGAAGAUAACCCCAAAAUACUGUCGGGGCCGGUGUUGACAAACUCGCCGAACGCGGUCCUCUCCAAGACUCUGCUGAACCGGUACAAGGACCUGCCGCUGCCGGCCGACAAGAUCCUGGCCACCUACAUCUGGAUCGACGGCACGGGCGAGCACUUGCGGUGUAAGGACCGCACCUUGAACUUCAUACCGAAAGUAGCAAAAGAUUUGCCUAUUUGGAACUUCGAUGGCAGCUCAACUGGGCAGUCGGACGGGCACAACUCAGACACGUUCCUGGUGCCGCGCGCCCUGUACAAGGACCCGUUCCGCCGCGGCAACCACGUGCUGGUCAUGUGCGACACCUUCAAGUACAACAUGGAGCCCACGGAGACCAACCACCGCGUUCGAUGCCAGGAAUCCUCGGACAAGUGCAAGGACGAGGAGCCGUGGUUUGGCAUCGAGCAGGAGUACAUCCUCCUAGACGCGGAUCUCAGGCCCUUCGGAUGGCCUCCUGGCGGCUGCCCUCCACCACAGGGGCCCUACUACUGCGGAGUUGGUGCCAAUAAAGUAUUCGCUAGAGAUCUCGUCGAUUCACAUUACCGAUGCUGCCUCUAUGCUGGCUUACCUAUGUCUGGCACUAACGCUGAGGUGAUGCCCUCUCAGUGGGAGUUCCAAGUGGGCCCGUCUGUGGGCGUGAGCGCCGCCGACGACCUGUGGGUGGCGCGCUACAUCCUGCACCGGCUGGCCGAGGAGUACGGCGUCAUCGUCACCUUCGACCCCAAGCCUGUGAAAGACUGGAACGGUUCAGGAGCACAUACCAACUUCUCUACUAAAAAGAUGAGAGAAGAGAACGGCAUUAUCGAAAUCGAGAAGGCGAUAGACAAGCUGUCCAAAGUACACAUGAAGCAUAUCAAGGUGUACGAUCCCCGCGGAGGAAAGGAUAACGAGAGAAGGUUGACCGGUCUCCACGAAACCGCCAGUAUUAACGACUUUAGCGCAGGCGUAGCCAGCCGCGGCAGCAGCAUCCGGAUACCGCGCGCGGUCGCGGAGGAGAAGAAAGGCUACCUGGAGGACCGGCGGCCGGCCUCCAACUGCGACCCCUACUCCGUCGUGGACGCCCUCAUGCGCACCUGCAUCCUCAACGAAUAACAGCGGGGCGCGGACGAGCGCCCGCCCGCCGCCACCUUACUACAACACUCCAUGUGCCUAAACACUCUCAGCGAUAAAACCUUCGCUAUGUAACCGUGGGGAUGCGUACGGGCAACCCCGGUAUACCCAUAUUGUUACUGUCUUCAAGUAAUCUCAUUCUACUUAUGUGAGCGCACCGACAUGAUAGGUAGUCCCGACGGCCACAUGUAGUAAUUUAAGCCAGUAUUUAAUGCCUUUCUGCACGUAAGCAGAAUUUACACAAAUUAGGAUCGGUUAAUGUUCUUUUACCUUUUGCAACUGUUGCUAAUAUUGAACACUGCCGGUUUUGAUACAUUUUUUGGAAUAAUGCUAUUAUGGAAUUGAUAAUAAUGAUAAUUUACUGAAUGUAGUUAAUUAAUAACACUUGUGGCCAUUAACAUAGGGAGACAUCUUUUUAAUGUCAUCAUAGUCACUGAGUUCUGGGCAUGGCGGUGGAGCGAUAGUGGUAGAGCGUUAUAUUAUAUGGACCACAUUUUAAUGAAAGAUAUUAUACAUUUUAUUAAAUAAAAUAUUUUUACGAAUAUUAUGUGAUAUUUCACAUUAAUUGUUACUUUGAUGUUGAAUAGUUUAAUUAUAUACAAAUAAU